AUGACUGUCACGAAAGAGACACAUACACCCAACGAAGCUUUCGUGCUGCAUCCAGGGGGUAAAUUCACCUUCGAAGAACGCAGCAAGCCAACGAUACAGUCUCCCCGGGAUGUCAUUGUCCAAGUGAUGGCGACAGGCCUCUGCGGCUCAGAUGUUCACUACUGGCAACACGGCCGGAUAGGUCGAUAUGUCGUCGAAAAACCCAUAACUUUAGGGCAUGAGUCGACAGGAAUCGUGGUUGAAAGCGGAAGCAGUGUGGAGGGCCUCACAGUCGGUGAUCGCGUCGCUCUGGAGCCGGGUAUCGCCUGCAACACCUGCAACCAUUGUCGCAACGGACGCUACAACCUCUGCAAGGACAUGCGCUUCGCCGCAACACCCCCAUACAACGGAACGCUUGCCAGAUACUAUCGGGUCCCUGCAGAGUGUUGCUUCAAGCUUCCAUCUCACAUCUCCCUACGGGACGGCACACUCAUUGAGCCUCUCAGUGUCGCUGUGCACAGCUCCCGGCUGGCAGGCAACAUGCAGGAGAAGUCAGUGAUUGUGUUCGGAGCUGGCCCAGUUGGCUUGCUCUGCUGUGCUGUCGCACGAGCAUUCGGUGCUUCAAAAGUAAUUGCGGUGGACGUUGUUCCGGCUCGAUUGGCAUCUGCGUCUAAUUAUGGCGCUACACAUACAUAUCAAAUGACCUCUGGCACACCAGAUGAGAAUGCAGCAGAUCUACUGGCUGCCGCGGGAUUGGGCUUGGGUGCCGACAUCGCUUUGGAUGCGACUGGCGCAGAGCCUUGCUUGAAUUGUGGUAUCCUCGCUCUUGCGCAGGGCGGGACAUUCGUCCAGGUUGGGCUAGGAAAGCCAAAUCUUUCUCUUCCGGUCGGCCAGAUUUGUGACAAAGAAGUUGUCUUCAAGGGGAGCUUCCGGUAUGGACCUGGAGACUUCCAAUUGGCAAUUGGAUUGCUCGACUCGCGUCGGGUCAGACUGGAUGGUCUGGUCACCCACGAGUUCGAGUUCGCUCAGGCAGAAAAGGCAUUUGAGAAUGUUGCCGGUCGCGCUGGAAUCAAAAGUGUGAUAUAUGGACCGGGCGUUGACGAGAAGGCAGCAAACGUAGCAUCAGAGUAUUGA
This is a messenger RNA of Penicillium olsonii, 1113 nucleotides long. The record is from the annotation of a GenBank genome assembly. NCBI's taxonomy places the organism in Eukaryota, Fungi, Ascomycota, Eurotiomycetes, Eurotiales, Aspergillaceae.